Dermacentor andersoni is the source of this 3719-nucleotide messenger RNA. RefSeq lists its product as uncharacterized. NCBI's taxonomy places the organism in Eukaryota, Metazoa, Arthropoda, Arachnida, Ixodida, Ixodidae. The record is from RefSeq and is a predicted model, not a curated record. Gene Ontology annotation, molecular function: protein binding.
CCCCUCCAUCGUCGUGGGUUCACUUGGCGUGAGCUCGCGCAACGAGCAGACGACGCGCCUUCAGCCUCGUGCGCGCAGCGCGAGUGGCACUGCCUGCUUAGUAGUCACCUGUGCUUCCGCCUCUCUCUCUAUUUCUACGUCUCUACUCUUUGGACCUUAGCCAACGCCCGCAGUGUUAACGCUGUUUACUCGUUCUCUAGCUAUACGCGCGAAGAAGCUUUCCUCUCCCGACGUGAACGUCGCGACACUGUUUGUCUGCGGCGGCGUGGACCCGCAAGAACUCUCUUUGAAGUGCGUCGUCUGUCCCGUGACUAGCACUGUGUGUUCUGCGAGAGCAUCGUGCGUGGACAUUUCUAAAGAUUGAUCUACUCUCCUACGUGUGCGAAGUCGGACGCCUUAUAACCCUCCCUCGUCAAGAGAAACCUCUUUGGCUUCUCUGCACGGAUUUUCGGUCAUGUAUUCAAGGAUUUUGCUCUUGGCCGUGGUCUGCUUUACGGAAUUCACACCUUACGUCACUUCCGAGGGCCUCGUGCCCGACCUUUGCAACCUUAUCGACCAACCCAUGUACUGCCGUUGCGACACCGCCGACAUCACAGAGGAAGUAACUGAGGUUACGUGCUAUGUGAGCCGCAAGCUGCCACCUGAUCACAUUGUCUUCGAAUCAUUUAAGCGCCAGCCUGCCAUUACCGCUGUAGCGUUCAAUGUCUUCGGCAGCGACUAUAAGCUCGACUUUGUCCCAACGCAAGCUCUGCUCCACACGCCGCACGUGGAGCGGCUGAAGGUCUCCCAAGCCGAGCUCGGGGAUGUCAAGCCUCACUCGUUCCACAACCUCUCGCGUCUCGCCGUGCUCUCACUGGACUCGAACGAGAUUACGAGCUUGGACACCGAGGCCAUCGCGGACCUUCCCCGCCUCAAGAAGCUCGAGCUCGGAGACAACAAGCUGUGGAGGCUGCGCGCCGGCUCCCUGAAGAACCUGCCCUCCCUCACGCAUCUCUUCCUCGAGCGCAACCAGCUGGAGGUGGUCGACGACGGCGCCUUCGAGGAUCUGGGCGCCCUGCGCGAGCUGGAGCUGAGCGACAACGCCAUCGAGAAGCUGAGCGAGCAGAGCUUCCGCGGCCUGAGGCGCGUCGCGAGGCUCGACCUGUUCCGCAACAAGCUGACGCGCCUCGAGGCCCGCGUGUUCGGCAGCAUGCCUCAGCUGGCCGAGCUGGACCUCAAGUACAACGCGCUGUCCGAGGUCGACCCGCUGGCCUUCGAAGGGCUGCCGCAGCUGACGGUUCUAUACAUGUCGUACAACCGACUGCGCGUGCUGCCCGCACACAUGUUCCGCGGGGCUCCCAACCUGGUGUCCGUGGACCUGUCGCAGAACCAGCUGCUCACGCUUACCUGGAGGACGGUCCAGGACCUGGCCAAAAUCGACGCCGAGUCCUUCGACAUGAGCCUCACUGGCAACAAGUUCAGCUGCGACUGUCGGCUGUCCUGGAUACUUCAUCUAGAAAACGCCACACGCAACGCCAAAUUCCGUCGCGAACUGCGCCACGUCAAGUGCGAGUUUGAAAGUCCCGCUGCUGCACCAGUGAACAUGACUGCCAACAACAAGGUAGUCCGGCUAAGCCUGAAGCAGCUAGGAUGCGCUGAGGACUACGAGAGACCAGCAGUGGGCACGAGACAUCCGACGACGAUGCUGCCACCUGCGCGUCGUCCGCAUGAUGACGACGAUGACGAAGCUGACGUGACUGGUGGCCUGCGUUACUCAGACGAAUCCGCACUGGGUACUCGUCCAAGCCAAGACGACCGUCGCGAAGAAGCUUCGCCAAUGCCGAACGAUGUCGAGGUGAUUCUGAACCAGCGUAAAUCAAUCGAGAAAGAUUCCUCCGCGUCUCCGACCAGGCUUAAGCCCAACGCCGACGCUUCAACAAGCGUACGCGACUUGGCGGAGUACACGCUUGUGUCAUUUUUGCUGGUAUUGUGUGUACUUGCCAGUAACCGCUGCAGGUGAUUGGGCCCAUUGUGCGCGAAAUUCAGUCAUAGUUUUUUUUUCUUCUUUCAGUCGUGUGCUUUGCAGCUCUGGUGAUGACCUAUUUUUGGCAGUAUCGAAGCUGUCCGAACAAAAGAAAGAAAGGAGCCAGAUGGACUAGCGGGGUGACUGGCGUUCAGAUUUUAGUAUCACUGUUUCUGUGUUCCCGAGAUUGUAGAUAACUGAGGGAAGAAAAACAAAUGUUUGAAGCAAGUAAUGCUUAACAUCGGACUCUGCCGCUUUCCUUUCACGCAAUCGUUGAAGCAUCACGUGCCACCUUAGAACCCUUGGAAACUUGUAUGCAUACUCAAGAUUUAGACAGGCCACUUUCCCCCGAUACUGAUAAUUUGUAACUUGCCCUUCCACUACGGGUCACGUGACAAAUCAGAGAGAGUAUGAGGGCGAAUCGGAAAGACUUGGCCCCUAUCUUUCAUUAGGCAAAAUAAGGUAAAUACAGGUAAUUACAAAUAUACGUACCUACGUACAUAUAUACGUACAUGCCUAACACUAUUUUUUCACAUAGUCCCCACACCGGUUCAGACAUCUGUCCCAUCGCAGCACUAAAUUUGAGAUGUCCCUGUCAUAAGACAGCGACGCACGUGGCCUCCCCGAGCGCUCAUUGUCAUGCAAGUCAUCACAGCCUUUUCCGAACUCGCAACAUCGCUACCUCACACUUAUCAAAACGAGGCGCCUUUCCCCUUACGUGGGCUGCAUUUCCCUGUGGAUUUCGAUGGGCAUUCGUCCGUUGCUUCAUAGAAAACGAAUCACUUCGUUGCUCGCACGCUGUGGGCGUGUGAAGCACAACCGCCAUCUUCAACAACUGACAGCAGCGCCGUGCCGCGGAGCUACCGGCUAAUAAAUCCGGGCCGGUCCAAGAGAGGUCCACCACUGGGAAUGGAUAUGUUGGCUUCGCAUUUACAGGCUUAAUUUGGCUGAAGAAACGAAUAGGGGCAAAGAAUUUCUCAUUCUCCCUCGUAUGUACUUGUCCGAUUAUCUGCAGUGUAUUUAUUGGCGCAGGCGCAUUGAAGGCCUCUAUUCAAGGAUGCUGGCCCGUAACGGCUCAUGUUGAUGUGAAGGCGUGUUAUUAGAUGCCUGCGCCCGGUCUUAGGCGAAGGAAUUCGAUGACGUGCGUGGCACUUCUUCAUUAAAGCAGCCUCCGCAGUGGAGUCGGCGGCAUGUGUAUCGAUGUCUGAGCGCUCCUGGAACGCCGCUGGCGUGUGCGCACAAUAGUUCAGUGUUGCGUGGCCGCAUCAGAAUUCCCGCUCCCGCUUGUUUCGUGCGCCGCUAUGAGCGGUACUCGUGUUGUGCUGUCCUGUGCUCCGGAUGAAGCCCCGAUGAAAAGAACUGACCCGUGAUAUACCCUUAGCUGCAAGAUGUGACUCCGCGUACAGAACUAAAGUCGGUGUGCGCGCACGCAUAUGUGUCCACUCAAUAUGUGUCCACUCAUAAAGUGCUCGUCGCCAACUGCCAGCAAUCUAAGAGCCUCGAUUGGUAGUGGUUAGUGUGAUUUCCAAAAAGGCACUUCUAGUAGUUACCCGCUAGAAGUGCCUGAAGGCUGGAAACUAAACCCGCAAAUUUGAUUUGUCUUUAUGUCAUGAACUGUACACCUUAUGCCUGUAUUAAUGCAAUUUGCAUGCGUUUAUCGCGCUGCCAGUGCGACUGGAAUAUUUAUGUUUGUACGUAAUAAACACUGCCACAUGGA